This is a messenger RNA of Suillus subaureus, 738 nucleotides long. RefSeq lists its product as uncharacterized. The transcript is spliced from 6 exons. The record is from RefSeq and is a predicted model, not a curated record. NCBI's taxonomy places the organism in Eukaryota, Fungi, Basidiomycota, Agaricomycetes, Boletales, Suillaceae. Gene Ontology annotation, biological process: protein modification process; carbohydrate metabolic process. The coding region runs from base 1 to 738 and encodes 245 amino acids.
AUGUUUGACAGAAACCCAUCUUUCCUCCACGCACUGCCCUCUCCCAUCGUCUCCCUUGCCACAGUACAGAUGGCAGGACGCGGCAGAGGCGGUAACGCGUGGCUUUCAACCUGCAGGGUGUUUGCAAAUGUCGCUCAAGGCCCCACAAUCCUCCCCACCAACCUCGUAUUCAUUCAAUACCUCUACGCACUAGCAAUCAUCGACACAUGUCACAUCCUGGACCCCGCCUCUGAAUGGGCCCACAAAGUCCGGAUGUCAGAUGCGCUGACGAACCACCUCAGUCACCCUAGUACGGCACUGCUAAACAUUCAUUUUGACACGUAUGAUACAGCAUCGCUUGAGAUCACUUUUCCCACAACAGGUAUCGUCGGAGUGGAUGCCAGAAGCCGAGGCGAAUUCAAAGUAACAAGGACGCCGGACGGAGGUAUAGGACGUCACCCGGGGCCCAUAACGUCUGUGGUAAGGGCUGAUUUCUGGCAGUUGAGGAGGGAGUCAUGCGGGCGCCUCUUGUCCUUCUUAUCCUUGCUUGCUGGCAAGCUUUUGCCCAACUUGAAGUUCGUCUCCCUCACCGAUGGGCAGGACGUCAAGUUGGAUUUGACUGGCGGCUACUAUGAUGUGGGCGGAUACGAUUUAGCAAACCAAACACCUUACCUUGAUGGCAUGCUCCGAUGCAGUCUUGACUGGCUGAGCCAUGAAAGCACACGCUGCCAACAAUACCUUGUUCGCCCAGAUAGCUAA